Molecule: messenger RNA, 1716 nt
Organism: Aspergillus wentii DTO 134E9
Lineage: Eukaryota; Fungi; Ascomycota; Eurotiomycetes; Eurotiales; Aspergillaceae
Product: putative UPD-GlcNAc transporter (Mnn2-2)
Exons: 4
Coding region: 118-1503 (461 amino acids)
Biological process (GO): transmembrane transport
Cellular component (GO): Golgi membrane; endoplasmic reticulum membrane
Molecular function (GO): UDP-N-acetylglucosamine transmembrane transporter activity
Source: RefSeq, a predicted model, not a curated record
CUGGAUUUGAUAAGCCACAUUGCACAUGCACUAAACUUACCAUCUCCAUUCUACUUCCUAAUUACCAACAACAUUACUUCUGAAAUUAAUUAGCAGCUUGGUUGAACUUGGUAAAAGAUGUUUAAUGGUUAUGGCAGCCUUUCAAAUAGAAAAGGUAACAACAAAAGCUUCACGGAUUAUGACAGCUUGCCACCCAACACUACAAUAGCCAGUCCAUGCAUCCUCCCACAGAAAUCCCAGGACAACACAACUGAAAACGGUUUUAAAAAUGAAAUUGGAGAAAUCGAUAACAGCAGUGUAGCAGGCAUAUGCACUGCGGUGGUCCAUGCAACCUUUCCCAGCUGGACAAAUAUUGCUUUGAUGAUCUCACUGAUAUUCGGUGGCUGUUGUGCUAAUGUGUUUGCUCUCGAAGCUAUUAUCAAAGAACAGCCCAGCUCCGGUCCGCUGAUAACGUUCGCCCAAUUCCUCUUAACGGCGCUUUUUACAUUUCCAAGCUUUCUGUCAUUUUCCGCGGGAUCUCGAUUCCCUUUGAAACCUCGUGCCAUACCCUUAAAAUCAUGGGUGUUAUACACGGCUUUUUUUGUGACAGUCAAUCUCCUCAAUAACUGGGCGUUUGCCUAUAAGAUAUCUGUGCCAUUACAUAUCAUUUUACGUUCCGCAGGCCCCGUCGCUUCAAUGAUAAUUGGAUACUUGUUUAAUGGCAAAACAUAUUCCCAAGGCCAGAUAAUGGCGGUGGCAAUGCUUACCCUAGGUGUUGUCGGCGCAGCUUUGGCUGACGCUCAUGCCAAAGGGCAAUCAAUUGGGAUUGGUUCAAGCAAGGGUAAUCCUGCUGUCACUGAUACUAUUACUGGGUUCACUAUACUUGUCCUGGCCAUGCUUCUUUCCGCAUUCCAGGGAAUCUAUGCAGAUCGACUUUACGAAAAUCAUGGCAGGAAUCACUGGAAAGAAGCCCUUUUCUAUUCGCACAUGCUCUCGUUACCACUAUUCCUACCAACGAUGCCGCAACUCAUCUCUCAGUGGCGAGCUUUACUCACGUCGCCUCCAUUGCUUUCUGAAUUAUCUCACCCUAGAAGCCGGUUCUUUUCAACGCCUCCAUCGAAUGCCAUCGUAGGCAUUACAUCUAUGUCUACCAGCACCAGGGGAUCAAGAGCCACAUCCAAUUUUGGCAUUGUAUCGUCGCUGCUAGUUACCAUCCAGCAGCAUGGCUUGGUCCAGUCUACCCUUUUGCAGAUUCCAACACGGGUAGCUUAUCUUCUGAUGAAUGCUUUUACACAGUAUUUGUGCAUUCGUGGGGUUCAUCUACUCUCGGCCAAAUCAUCUUCCCUGACUGUGACGAUAGUCCUAAAUAUCCGCAAACUUGUCUCUCUUUUAAUCUCCAUUUAUCUUUUUGGGAAUGACAUAGCACCAGGUAUCUUUUUUGGUGCUACACUGGUAUUCGUGGGAGGUGGUUUGUACGGCUUCGAAGGUGCGAGACUGAAGAAAAAUAUCAAGAAAAGAGAUUAAUGGUAAGGAUAUAUCUUCAUUGAUGAUACUGUUGUUAUCUCGUGUGUUUUUAUUCUUGUUUUCCCCUCUAGAUAAAACUAUAUCCAUAGCUGGUGAAAAUAACUAAAGCUGUGCGCUUUCUAUCUAUUAGAGACUUUUAUAAUAUACCUUUUUUGGGGGGGUAAAACUAAGCUGGAGAAAAAAAAAAAAUGCCUUGUUAACAUGUCACUGAAU